UACCUGGGGGAGAGAGUCCUGAACUCCAGAACUCCCGGAUCUGAGGGAGGAGGGCGCUGGGGGUCUGGACUCCUGGGUCUGUGGGAGGAGGGCGCUGGGCGCCUGGACCCCAGCGUGGGAGCGAGGGAGCUGGGGAUCUGGACUCCCGACGGAGGAGACUUUGGGUCUGAGGGAGGUGGCAGCCGGGAACCAGGACUUCUGGUCUGAGGUUGAAUCAGCAUGGUCGGGUCCCUUCACACCCUUCUUUCCAUUUCCCCAUCUCGGAGCCAAGGCAGGCAGCCACUCCAGGUGGCUGCCCCUUCCCUCUCCUGAGAUGUCAGGAAAGAGGGGACCACUUGUGUCCCCCAUAGGGGCCCCCCAGAGCCUGGGGGCCCCCAGCCCUGGAGCCUGGAGGUGGAGGAGGUGCUGACAGGUGCUCAGCGAGAUGCUCCCCAGUGCCUCCUGCUCCCUCCCCAUCCUCUUCCUUUUCCUCCUCCCCAGUGUCCCGAUGGAGCCCCAGCCCCCACCCUUACCACUACCCCCAUUUCUAGCGCCUGAGUGGGAUCUCCUGUCCCCCCGAGUAGUCCUGUCCAGGGGCGCCCCUGCCGGGCCCCCUCUGCUGUUCCUGCUGGAGGCCGGGGCCUUUGGGGAGCCAGCAGGCAGCCCUGCCAAUCGCACUCGGCGAGGGGUGAGUGAGACAGCACCAGCAAGUCGCCGGGGAGAGCUGGCUGUGUGUGAUGCAGUCAGUGGCUGGGUGACAGACCGCCGGACAGCCGUGGACCUGCGUGGGCGCGAGGUGGAGGUGCUGGGCGAGGUUCCUGCGGCUGGUGGCAGCCCCCUUCGCCAGUACUUCUUUGAGACCCGCUGCAAAGCUGACAGCGCUGAGGAAAGCAGCCCUGGUGCGAGUGGAGGGGGCUGCCGGGGUGUGGACCGGAGGCACUGGGUAUCUGAGUGUAAGGCCAAGCAGUCCUAUGUGCGGGCAUUGACCGCUGAUGCCCAGGGCCGCGUAGGCUGGCGAUGGAUUCGGAUUGACACUGCCUGUGUCUGCACGCUCCUUAGCCGGACUGGUCGGGCCUGAGGCCCAGGCUCAAGAACUAAGCGGGCAGAGGAAGAAGACAGCUGGCAGUUGAGUGACCUCAGGGGCGGCCUGGGUGUGCUGUACCUCAUUUUGGGAACUUGUAAAAUGGUCACAAAAUCACA
Messenger RNA from Nyctereutes procyonoides (raccoon dog), 1179 nucleotides. It is a transcript of the gene NTF4, whose product is annotated as neurotrophin 4. Gene Ontology annotation, cellular component: extracellular region. Gene Ontology annotation, biological process: negative regulation of neuron apoptotic process; nerve growth factor signaling pathway; memory. Bases 425 to 1057 code for a protein of 210 amino acids. Gene Ontology annotation, molecular function: growth factor activity; nerve growth factor receptor binding. Lineage: Eukaryota; Metazoa; Chordata; Mammalia; Carnivora; Canidae. The record is from RefSeq and is a predicted model, not a curated record. The transcript is spliced from 3 exons.